Engraulis encrasicolus (European anchovy) is the source of this 6856-nucleotide messenger RNA. RefSeq names its product dedicator of cytokinesis protein 9-like. Gene Ontology annotation, biological process: positive regulation of GTPase activity; small GTPase-mediated signal transduction. Lineage: Eukaryota; Metazoa; Chordata; Actinopteri; Clupeiformes; Engraulidae. The coding region runs from base 548 to 6817 and encodes 2089 amino acids. The record is from RefSeq and is a predicted model, not a curated record. Gene Ontology annotation, molecular function: guanyl-nucleotide exchange factor activity. The transcript is spliced from 53 exons.
CAGCACUGCCUCUACCAACUGUAAUUGGUGAAGUUGUAUGGUCCGUUCAAACAUACAGGACUUUUCUCCUCACCGUCGCAUGUUUAUUUAGAUGACUUAACAACUGUGCGCGGGGCCGUGGCGAGGCCGUGGGCUGUCUUCUGUAGUGGGGGGAGGGAGCUAGUAUGCCGACCUGCUUAGGGAGCGAAGCACGCGGAUUAUGGACUGCCUGGCGCAGCGCGUGUAUGCCGACAUGGAUUCCAUACUGAGCCGGUGACAGCACUUGGAGGAUACCAUGGCUUGUUUUGAUAUCCCAGAUUCAGAUGGAGACCGCACCCAAUGGAUAUCUACUUGUUUCGCACGCAGAAUGAAUGUUUGAAUUAUGACUUUUGGGAAAAACUAGCAGUGGGCACGAAACAGCAUGACAGAGUUCCAAACUCCAGGUGCGCAUCAGUAGACUAGCGGGAAAAGAGGACACGAACUCCCUUCAUGUGGUGGAUAACUCUUUUCACUUUUCACGAAAAACCUGGCGUUUCCUACUCGUCGAUUUAAUGACAGUGGCUCGACCAUGUCUCUCUCAGUUCACCAGGAAACGAGGAAAUUUACAAGGGGGCUAAGUAAACCCGGAACGGCGGCAGAACUACGCCAAAGCGUCUCUGAGGUGGUCAGGACGUCGGUGCUUGUUGCAAAGCCAAAGGUGAUCGAGCCGCUGGACUAUGAGAACGUGCUGGUCCAGAGGAAGACGCAGAUCCUCAGCGAUGUCCUCCGGGACAUGCUCCAGUUCCCCCUCGAGGACUUCCAGAUAUCGACGCUAAGACGCCAAAUAAGGACUGUCUACCCUUCUGUGCCUGAUAAAGCAGAGAGGGAAGCUCAGAGCCUGUUCGUCCAAGAGUGCAUCAAGAGCUACAACUCGGACUGGCACGUCGUUAAUUACAAGUAUGAGGAUUACUCCGGAGACUUCCGCCAGCUCCCCAACAAGGUAUCCAGGCCAGACAAGCUUGCGGUGCACAUAUUUGAAGUGGAUGAAGAUGUGGACAAAGAUGAGGACACGGCCUCCCUAGGAUCCCAGAAAGGGGGCAUCAGCAAGCAGGGCUGGCUCUACAAAGGCAACAUGAACAGUGCCAUCAGUGUCACCAUGAGGUCUUUCAAGAAGAGAUACUUCCACCUGACUCAACUGGGGGAUGGGUCUUACAACCUGAACUUCUACAAGGAUGAGAAGAUCUCCAAGGAGCCCAAAGGGACGAUAUUCCUGGACUCCUGUAUGGGUGUGGUGCAGAAUAAUAAAGUGCGGCGCUUUGCCUUCGAGCUGAAGAUGCAGGAUAAGAGCACCUACCUGCUGGCGGCGGACAGCGAGGUGGAGAUGGAGGACUGGAUCAGCACCCUCAACAAGAUCCUGCACUCCAGCUUCGAGCUCGCCAUGCAGGAGAAGAGGAACGGAGACCUUCAUGACGAUGAUGACCUGGGGAAAGCAGACAGCUCCUCUGGAAGUAUGGAUAGCUUUCAGAGUGCCAGAGACAUUGAAUCCAAGAUGAGGAAUGAAACCAGAUUGAAGCUGUUCACACUGGACCCAGACACGCAGAAACUUGAUUUCUCAGGAAUCGAGCCAGACAUAAAGCAGUUCGAGGAGAAGUUUGGCAAGCGCAUCCAGGUGAACUGCCACGACUUGGCCUUCAACCUGCAGAGCUGCGUGGCUGAAAACGAAGACGGGCCGACGACUAAUGUGGAGCCAUUUUACGUCACACUCUCCCUCUUCGACAUCCAGAACAGCAGGAAGAUCUCCGCCGACUUCCACGUGGACCUGAACCACCCGUCCGUCAAACUGAUGGUGCCCAAUCCCAGCGCUCAAGUCAUGAAUGGGGGCGGGGAGAGCCAGCUGAACGGGCAGAAGCUGACCAAUGGGCUUCCGGAGGGGGCCAUGCAGUACCCCAGAAAAGGAAUCUUCUCUGUGACGUGUCCUCAUCCUGACAUCUUCCUGGUGGCGCGGAUAGAGAAGGUGCUGCAGGGUGGAAUCACACACUGUGCUGAGCCCUACAUGAAGAGCUCCGACUCCUCCAAGGCUGCACAGAAGGUGCUGAAGAAUGCCAAGUUGGCUUGCAGCAGACUGGGCCAAUACAGAAUGCCUUUCGCCUGGGCCGCGAGGCCCUUGUUUAAAGAUGCAUCAGGGACACUUGACAAGACUGCACGCUUCUCUGCAAUCUACAGACAAGAUAGUAACAAGCUGUCCAAUGAAGACAUGUUCAAAUUACUAGCUGACUUCAGAAAGCCCGAGAAGAUGGCCAAGCUCCCUGUGAUCUUAGGAAACCUAGAUGUUACCAUUAACAGCGUGCCUCCAGACAUGCCCAACUGCGUAACCUCGUCCUACAUCCCGGUGAAGCAGUUUGACGCGCAUGAGGGGGAAGUGCUGUUUGAGGUGGAAGAGUUUGUGCCCUGCAUUGCCAAAUGCUCCCAGCCCUUCACCAUCUACAACAACCACCUCUACGUCUACCCCAGGCACCUCAAGUAUGACAGCCAGAAGUCCUUUGCCAAGGCGAGGAAUAUAGCUGUCUGCAUCGAGUUCAGGGACUCGGAUGAGGAGGAGGCCGUUCCACUAAAAUGUAUAUACGGUCGACCGGGAGGUCCUCUGUUUACCAAGAAUGCCUACGCCGCUGUGCUUCACCACCAGCAGAACCCGGAGUUCUAUGACGAGUUUAAACUUGAGCUGCCAACGCAGCUCCAUGAGAAGCACCACCUCCUCUUCACCUUCUUCCACAUCAGCUGUGACAGCAACAGCAAAGCCAGCACUAAAAAGAGAGACGUCAUCGAGACGCAAGUGGGCUACGCCUGGCUGCCCCUGCUGAAGGACGGCCGGGUGGUGAUGAGCGAGCAGCAGGUUCCCGUGGCAGCCAACCUCCCUGCUGGCUACCUCAGCUCCCCCGAGGGCAUCAGCAAGCAGCACUCCAGCCCUGAGAUCAAGUGGGUGGAUGGUGGAAGGCCUUUGUUCAAAGUGUCCACACACCUCGUCUCUACCGUCUAUACUCAGGACCAGCAUUUGCACAACUUCUUCCAUCACUGUCAGAGCAUGGAGUCCACUAGCCAGGUGCCAGGAGGAGUGCUGGUCAAGUUCCUAAAGAGUCUUCACGCCAUGGAGGGUCAUGUGAUGAUCAACUUCCUGCCCACCAUCCUAAACCAGCUGUUCCGCGUGCUGACCAGUGCCACUCACGAGGAGGUGGCAGUCAAUGUGACAAGGGUGAUGAUUCAUGUAGUUGCCCAAUGCCAUGAAGAGGGACUGGAGCACUACUUGCGGUCGUAUGUCAAAUAUGUAUUCAAGACUGAGCCAUACACAGCCAACAUGAGCAGGACGGUGCACGAGGAGCUGGCCAAAGCCAUGACUGCGAUCCUCAAGCCCUCCACAGACUUCCUGACCAGCAACAAACUCCUCAAGUACUCCUGGUAUUUCCUCGAAGCCUUAGUGAAGUCCAUGGCGCAGUACCUAAUCGAGAGUGGCAGGGUUAAGCUGUCGAGAAACCAGCGCUUCUCCGCCUCGUUCCACCACACAGUGGAGACGCUGGUGAACAUGAUGAUGCCGCACAUCACGCAGAAGUACAAGGACAACCUGGACGCGGCACGCAACGCUAACCACAGCCUCGCCGUCUUCAUUAAGCGCUGUUUCACAUUCAUGGACAGAGGCUUCGUCUUCAAACAGAUCAACAACUACAUCAACUGCUUCAUGCCAGGAGAUCCCAAGACCUUGUAUGAGUUUCGAUUUGAGUUUCUUCGAGUGGUUUGCAACCAUGAGCACUACAUUCCCUUAAAUUUGCCGAUGCCUUUUGGAAAGGGAAGGAUCCAGAGAUUUCAAGACCUACAGCUGGAUUACUCCCUAACUGAUGACUUCUGCAAGAACCACUUCCCCGUCGGACUGCUGCUGCGAGAGGUGGGCGGAGCGUUACAGGAGUUCCGGGAGAUCCGGCAGAUAGCCAUCCAUGUGCUGAAGAACCUGAUGGUCAAGCACACCUUUGAUGAUCGCUACGUCUCAAAGAGCCAGCAGGCCCGACUGGCCACCCUCUACCUGCCGCUCUUUGGACUCCUCCAGGAGAAUGUGCACCGGCUCAACGUCAAAGAGGUCUCCCCGUUCGCCAUCAACCACUCCAACAAUAACGGUCGAGAUGACCCUCUCCUGGCGAGCGCCAACAUGACUCCUCCGAGGUCCAGUACGCUCUUUGAGAACAGCCUCCAUAAGGACGUGUUAGGAGUCAUCUCCGGCACAGCGUCCCCCCACGCGGCCUCCACCCCCAACGUCAACUCGGUCCGCCACGCUGACUCCCGCGGCUCCCUCAUCAGCACCGACUCAGGCAACAGCAUGUCCGACAGGAACCACGACAAGGCCAACUCCCUGGACAAGAACCAGCCGGCCUCAGCCCUGGGCAGCUCUCUGCUGCGCUGUGAUAAACUGGACCAAUCAGAGAUCAAGAGCCUGCUCAUGUGCUUUCUACAUGUCCUCAAGAGCAUGUCUGAAGAUGCUUUGUUUACAUAUUGGAACAAAGCUUCUCCGGGCGAUCUGAUGGAUUUCUUCACACUUAUUGAAGUGUGCCUUCAUCAAUUCCGAUACAUGGGCAAGCGAUACAUUGCAAGGCACCAGGAAGGGGUGGGACCCAUACCUGUAGCACACGAGCGGAAGUCUCAGACUCUGCCUGUGUCCCGUAACAGGGCGGGAAUGAUGCAUGCCCGCUUACAGCAGCUCAGCAGCCUGGAUAACUCAUACACUUUUAACCACACCUACAGUCACUCGGACGCGGACGUGCUCAACCAGUCCCUGCUGGAGGCCAACAUCGCCACCGAGGUGUGUCUCACGGUGCUGGACACGCUCAGCAUCUUCAUCAUGGGCUUCAAGACUCAGCUGUGUGCGGACCAUGGACACAACCCCCUCAUGAAGAAGGUGUUCCAGGUCCACCUCUGCUUCCUGCAGAUCAACCAAUCAGAGACGGCCCUUAAACAAGUCUUCACUUCCCUCAGGACCUUCAUCUACAAAUUCCCCUGCACAUUUUUUGAGGGUCGUGCUGACAUGUGCGCCGCCUUCUGCUACGAGAUCCUCAAGUGCUGUAACUCCAAACUCAGCUCCAUCCGCAGCGACGCCGCACACCUGCUCUACUUCCUGAUGAAGAGCAACUUCGACUACACUGGCAGGAAGUCCUUCGUCCGCACACACUUACAGGUGGUCAUUGCAGUCAGCCAGCUCAUAGCUGAUGUCAUCGGGAUUGGUGGGACCCGAUUCCAGCAGUCUCUCUCAAUCAUCAACAACUGUGCCAAUAGUGACAAGACAAUCAAAAACACGGCGUUCCCGUCGGACGUGAAGGACCUGACGAAGCGGAUCCGCACAGUUCUGAUGGCCACGGCCCAGAUGAAGGAGCACGAGCGCGACCCCGAGAUGCUGGUGGACCUUCAGUACAGCCUGGCCAAGUCCUACGCCAGCACGCCCGAGCUGCGCAAGACCUGGCUGGACAGCAUGGCCCGCAUCCACGUCAAGAACGGAGACCUCUCAGAGGCAGCCAUGUGCUACGUGCAUGUAGCAGCUCUGGUGGCAGAGUACUUGAGGAGGAAAGGGAUGUUCAAGCAGGGCUGCACAGCCUUCAGAGUGAUAACUCCCAACAUCGACGAGGAGGCCUCCAUGAUGGAGGAUGUGGGCAUGCAGGAUGUGCAUUUCAAUGAGGACGUCCUGAUGGAGCUGCUGGAGGAGUGUGCUGACGGCCUGUGGAAAGCCGAGCGCUACGAGCUCAUCGCAGACAUCUACAAACUCAUCAUUCCCAUCUACGAGAAGCGCAGGGACUUCGAGAAACUGGCGCAUCUGUAUGACACACUCCACCGGGCCUACAGCAAAGUGACCGAGGUCAUGCACACGGGCAAACGCCUGCUGGGCACUUACUUCAGAGUGGCUUUCUUUGGCCAGGGCUUCUUUGAAGAUGAGGACGGGAAAGAGUACAUCUACAAGGAGCCCAAACUGACCCCCCUCGCGGAGAUCUCACAAAGACUCCUCAAACUCUACUCAGACAAGUUUGGCUCAGAGAAUGUGAAAAUGAUCCAGGACUCUGGGAAGAUAAACCCCAAAGACCUGGAUUCAAAGUUUGCCUAUAUCCAAGUCACUCACGUCACCCCUUAUCUGGAGGAGAAGGAGGUGGUGGACAGGAAGACGGACUUCGAGAAGAGCCACAACAUCCGCCGCUUCGUCUUCGAGAUGCCCUUCACCGUGUCGGGCAAGAGACAGGGGGGCGUAGAGGAGCAGUGGAAAAAACGCACCAUCCUGACCACUACGCACUGUUUCCCCUACGUGAAGAAGCGCAUCGCGGUGAUGUACCAGCACCACACGGACCUGAACCCCAUCGAGGUUGCCAUCGACGAGAUGAGCAAGAAGGUGGCCGAGCUGCGGCUGCUCUGCUCCUCCAGCGAGGUGGACAUGAUACGCCUUCAGCUCAAGCUACAGGGCAGCAUCAGUGUACAGGUGAAUGCCGGACCACUUGCGUACGCCAGGGCAUUCUUGGACGACGCCAGCACUAAAAAGUAUCCCGACAACAAAGUGAAACAACUGAAAGAGGUUUUCAGGCAAUUUGUGGAGGCCUGUGGCCACGGCCUGGGCAUCAAUGAGCGGCUGAUCAAGGAGGACCAGCAGGAGUACCACGACGAGAUGAAGGCCAACUACAGGGACCUGGCCAGAGAGCUGUCCAACAUCAUGCACGAGCCAAUCAGCCCGGUGGAGGAGGGCAUGAAGAGCACUCUCCCCGACUCGCUGCACAUCUUCAACGCCAUCAGUGGCACGCCCAACAGCACCGCCACCAUCCAGGGCAUCCCCAACUCCUCCUCCGUGGUGUGACUCCAGUCUCCUGUCCCAACCAAGGACACCCCCCCCCCC